Podarcis raffonei (Aeolian wall lizard) is the source of this 5127-nucleotide messenger RNA. It is a transcript of the gene CACNG8, whose product is annotated as calcium voltage-gated channel auxiliary subunit gamma 8. Gene Ontology annotation, cellular component: postsynaptic density membrane; AMPA glutamate receptor complex. The transcript has 4 exons. The record is from RefSeq and is a predicted model, not a curated record. Gene Ontology annotation, molecular function: voltage-gated calcium channel activity; channel regulator activity. Bases 1131 to 2222 code for a protein of 363 amino acids. Lineage: Eukaryota; Metazoa; Chordata; Lepidosauria; Squamata; Lacertidae. Gene Ontology annotation, biological process: positive regulation of synaptic transmission, glutamatergic; calcium ion transport; regulation of AMPA receptor activity.
CACACAGCUAGUUGGCUUCAUGUCAAGCUGAGUCAGAGAGAUCAAGCGAUCCACAUAAACCAACGUGUGCCUCAAACUGAAGAGCAGAAGCUGAAACUCAAAGUCUCCAAAACUCAGAGAAACCCGAAAGGAAGAAACAGAGGACAAGCACAUUUAAAAAAAGGAAGUCAAGUAAACUUGGCAUAAAGAAACAGGAAACAUUUCUAGGCUUCCCUGAAACUUGCUGAAGCUGCAUAUUAAGAAGAAACAGAAUUUGACCACAAAAUAUAUUUGAAAGUCCAAGAAGAAGAAGAAGAAGAAGAAGAAGAAGAAGAAGAAGAAGAAGAAGAACCACCUAGAGGCAAUCCAGAUUUCCCCCCAGAAAUCUCUAGUAGCUCUCCAGUUGUAAUUUAGUACACCUCCAGAAAGGCUCUUGCCAGCUUGCAGAAAAUCUCCAGUAGGUACCUAGAUAUUCCAUAGUAGCCUUCCAGUACUCCACCAAUAGGCAUCUAGAUGCAAUCCAAAUGAAGCCUCCCAGAGGUUUUUCUACCUGCUCUUCAGGAUUUGCACAACAGUGAUCCAGAAACUCUUCAGUUAUCCUCCCCUGGCUAUUUCCAACUGCUACCCAAGCCUUCAUCUUCUGACUGUGGCCUCCAGAGGGAACUUGUCUGACAGAUCUCCAGAAUUUCCUCAGAAACCAUCCAUAAAAUUCCCAGCUAUUCUCCAAAAAUUAUCGCACCUUCUCUGGAAACUUAUCUUGAAGUCCACCUAGAUAUUCUACAGAAUAUCUGAAGAGAGCACUUCCAAGAGAAUCUAAUAGUAAGAAGCAAUUCAGAAGGAGCUCUGAUUGUGUUCUUCACAGGGUUCCCUAGGGUUUUGCAGCAGUUGUAGGACAACCUUCCCAGCCCAUAUUACAUCCCGGUUUCUUCUACACACUGAACUUGGUGAAAGACAAUAUUCCCCUGGUGCCAUUUUCCAAAAGCUCUUGUGCUUUUAGAUUCUGCCCGCUGGAAGAGGAAGCCGACCACAAUAGACAAGGCACUCAUCACCUGCUUCCUUGAAAGCAUCACCACCACUAUUUUUCUUCACCACUCCCAGUUUUCUUUCUUGCCGCCAAGCUGGAGUCACUUAAACGCUGGAAUGAGGAGAGGAUGGUCUGGUGUGAGAAAGGUGUCCAGAUUCUGCUCACCACUGUGGGGGCCUUUGCAGCCUUUGGCCUCAUGAUCAUCGCCAUUGGCACAGAUUACUGGCUGUAUGCCCGUGCCUUCAUCUGCAAUACCACCAACAUAUCUACUGAGGAAACCCCCCAGAAAGACAAGAAAGAUCCUGGAGGGCUCACCCAUUCAGGCCUCUGGAGGAUAUGCUGCUUAGAAGGGCUAAAGCGAGGGGUGUGCGUGAAAAUCAACCAUUUUCCAGAGGACACAGACUACGAUCACGACAGCGCGGAAUACCUCCUACGUGUGGUACGAGCCUCAAGCAUCUUCCCCAUUCUAAGUGCAAUCUUGCUAUUGCUGGGAGGGUUCUGCGUGGCUGCCAGCCGUGUCUACAAGUCCAAGCGCAACAUCAUCCUAGGUGCCGGCAUUCUAUUUGUUGCUGCAGGCCUCAGUAACAUCAUCGGUGUCAUCGUCUACAUCUCAGCCAAUGCCGGAGACCCUGGCACAAAACGCGACGACGAGAAGAAGAGCUACUACUCCUACGGCUGGUCCUUUUAUUUUGGAGGCCUUUCCUUCAUCCUGGCCGAGAUGAUUGGAGUCCUGGCCGUCAACAUAUACAUUGAGAAGAACCGGGAAGCCCAUUGCAAGAGCCGCACGGAGCUACUGAAAAACCCAUCUUCCUCGUCAUCGGCCAUCUUGCGCCUGCCCAGCUACCGUUUCCGAUACCGCCGCCGGUCACGCUCCAGCUCCCGCUCCACCGAGCCAUCACAGUCUCGAGAAACCUCGCCGGUGGGCCUCAAAGGCUUCCCUUCCACUGACAUCUCCAUGUACACACUAUCGAGGGACCCCUCCAAAGCCAACGUCAGCUCGCUCUACGGCGGUGCCAGCGAAACGGCAUCGACGGGCGCGGCUGCGUCGGGCGCAACUGGCAGUGGCGGUGGGUUCUUGCAGCUGCACAACACCUUCCCCAAGGACCCUGGUGUCACCGUCACAGUGACUGGGCCUGGUGUAGCGGGGGCGACUGGCACCCUGGGCAAAGACACCUCCUCCAACACCAACACGCUCAACAGGAAGACAACGCCAGUGUAGGGACGGAGUUAAGGGAGGAGGGGGCAUAGGGAGGAGGAAAGAUGAAGAGAAGACACAGCUCAGAGAGUAGGUUGGGAGAGUCAGAAAGUUGCAAAGCGAGAAAACAAUCCAUCCAUGCAUUUCCGCCCCCCCUCCCUCCCUUCCCUCAUCCAUCCAUGAACUCGCAUUGCUUUCCUUUUUUCUAACCCGCCAAUAGAACCCAAAUUCACACCUCACACCUUGGGGGAGGGCAAAGUAGCGGAGGAGUAUGUUCACCAGGGGGCUUUCAUGAAUGAAGUGACAGGGAUCAGCCAUUCCUACAGCUUAAGAGACACUUAAACCAAACACCAUUGUCCUUUCAAAACAGGCACCUCAAGGAUAACCUAGAUGGACUACUUUUCCCCACCCCACAUUGGGAUGGAGAAGAGGGGAUGCUGUUGUGUCUCAGAGGUGCUUGAGGAAGGAGGAUAGUUUUCCUUGCCUACUUGGUUAAGAUCUCUAAUGGGCAGCCAGAUUCAGAAUCCGAAAGGGACGUCCGUGUGCGUGUAUAUGUUUUGAAGACCCUGGCUCCUCCACUCGUAAGCCUCUUACAAGAUGGCUUCCACAGCGUACUGUGCCAAAUUUGGGGCUGCAGUGUGGAUCAAGAGGGUGUUUUGUUCCUCAGCGGGUAUAAGGGAACCCUCUCUUCUCCUUCACUGCAGCUUAAUUAAGGGCUGACAAAAAAGUUUGUGCCAAAACACAGUGCCAGAAUUUUUGUUUUUUAAGGGCGGGGAAGGUGUUUUAAAAUCCAAAAGGACCGACUGCCCCCUGGUGGCUUUUAGAAGUAUUUCUAAUCCACUAGGCUUUGCUUCAAUCUCCUUCUAGUACAUGUAUGGCUGAAGUCUUUUUUCAGUUUCCAGCCCAUCUCUAACACUGAGCCAUAGCUCUUCCUGAGAUGAAGAGGUCUCUGGGGAGGAGAGGGUCCCUGCUAUUUACACAGGCACCCCUUGCCCAUUGAAAUGAUAAUCAACCAGUCAUUACUGACUUUAUUUGUUUGUCUCGUCCAUUUAAUAGAUAGAUAGAUAGACCCCCUUUUUUAAUCUUCUUUUCGAUAUUGGGAAGAAGAACUUUUAAAAUGAAACAAGAAGUAAAAAUAGAAAUGGAUUACACUUCUGCUCAUCCCUACCUACCCCCCACCCCCAAUUCAGCAUCCUAGGGAGAAUUUUUACAUGUAUUAUAAAUAUAUAAAUAGAUAGAUAUAGAUAGAUAGAUAUAAACAACAACAAAAAACCACACAUAUAUAUGAGAAGACGAACAAAAUGAUUGUGAAGUUUCUUAGGACUUGGUUGAUUUACGUUGGUUGUUUUGUUUUUUUAAACAACAGUGGGAUUACUAUUUCCCCAGCGGAACUUGUGCCAACUGGCAAGCAGUCGGUUUUACAAUCCUGGUAUCCUGAUCCUGAACCAUGCUCGACUUUGCUCCCCUUCUGCAUGCAGAUAAGGGUCUGCAGAUCCUCACUGCCGAUCCAGAUGGAUUUCCUUUUUUGACCGGGUGCCGCAAGAUCCCAAGUGGCCCAAUGUAUAAUGUAUACCCCUUUCCAUCUCCUUAGGAAACAUAAUCUCCCAGAAACUAGUUUUACUGACUGCUUUUCUCGGGGGUUGGACUCACAUAUCCUGCAUCUGCAGCAAGAGCCGAAGGGGAGACUGUAACUACAGUGCCAGGUUAAUUAAGGCCUAUCCUGGCAGCACUGGCAGCAGGGGUGUCAGAUCAGAACCACACUAUUUAUUUUUAUAGCGACCCUAAAACAUGGACUCAGGGAAGAGUUACAAUAAAUAGAUGUUAACAAAAUGGAUAUAUUUCACCAUUAAUGGGGAAGGAGGAGGGGAAGGGGAAGAGAAGGCAGAAAUCAAAAACUAAACGUAAAAAAUGACAAGACAGCCACCCAAUUUCCACUUCUCUUUCUCCAUGAAUGAGAAUAAAACUGGAACAGAAUGUCUCACAUUCGGCAAAUGUAUAAAAUAUAUAUAUGUUAAAAUAAAACUCUAACCAAAUUGUAUAACCAAACCAAAACGACUUUGGAAAGGGUGGUGCAGACUAUUGCCACCUUAAAUGCACUUAGUAGGAAGGUAAGCACAAUGAGAAGCAGUAGGACUUCGUUCUGAUUAAGCAUGCUUACUGUCUGGCUGAUAAACCAGCUGACAUAAAAUUCAGGUCAAGAAUUUUGGUCUGAAAUUCUCCGACUGAAGAAUUAAGGGUCAACCUAUGAAGAAUUCAAGGAUCCCUGAAUACAGCACGGUUUGAUUUAGCCUUAUUGUCAAAGAGGAUAUGUUAAAACUUCAAAACAAUUAAGUGCUUGGGUAAUAGAAAUACUGCUUGGUAAGAGGUUUGUCAGAGACUACACUUCUCGUCUUUCAGUAGCUAAUCUUAUGGGAAAGCCAUGUCUGAAAAACAGUUAGAAACUGUGAUUGUCUCUUUACUGUUUCUUCCUGCCUUUUAAGAAGUAGUAUUUCCCCCCCUCAUUUGUUUAAAUGAAAGUGUAUAGUUUUUUUCGGAGGGGGGGCCACUUAGAAUUGUGUAAGGAGGUGGGCUUUUUUUCCUUUUUUUGUGGUAAUGUGAGAGGGUGAACAAUUUAAAAUUUGAGAGGAAAAGUGUACGUUUUAAAAUGUGCAAUGAGAAAGAAAACCUUUCAGUGGAAAAGCCUCACCUGUUCUAAGUUUUUUUCUGUAUAAAAGUGGGUUUCAUAUUAAAAAAAAGACAAAAAUACAAGAACAUUUUUUUUUUCAGAGGGGCAAAAUCCACUUGAUUGUGCUACUUACUGGUGAAUAAAGUAAGAGGAGGGGGGGGGAACAAUACAAAUAAAAACAACAGUCUGUCUGUCAUAACAACAACAACAAAAUGCAUGGAUUUUUACUGGAAUCUACCUUUCAAAUAAAGUCCUAUGAAAAUA